Coprinopsis cinerea okayama7#130 is the source of this 567-nucleotide messenger RNA. RefSeq lists its product as hypothetical. The transcript has 3 exons. The record is from RefSeq and is a predicted model, not a curated record. The coding region runs from base 1 to 567 and encodes 188 amino acids. NCBI's taxonomy places the organism in Eukaryota, Fungi, Basidiomycota, Agaricomycetes, Agaricales, Psathyrellaceae.
AUGACCUUCACCGACCCCAACGGCGUCAAACACGCCCUUAAGUUGACGUCUUCUACCCCCAAUCCUCUACGCAGGACGAAGGUCGACAUGUUUGAGGUCAACGGAGAGUACAUCGUUGCACCCGUCGAAGGCGAAGCCAGAUCGAUCGUUUCGAAGCGGCCAUCGCCUCAUCUACACACCAUCGAGGAAGAAGACGAAGUUGAAGCAGCAACUUCUCCUUCCCCCCAGCCGCCCGCCUUGCGCAAGGCUUCCGAGUCUAAGAAUUCGCGGUCGAUGAGACAAAGUGCCCACACACUCCCAGAAUCGGAGUCUGAUGAUGAGAAACAGGCUAUGACUGCCCUCCGAAAACCUCUCAGGCGCCCGACUAGGCUCCGUGCACCUGGUGGCUAUCACCAUUCCGAUUCCGAAAACACCGAUGAGGAGGAUACUCCCAAAAUCAGUCGAGAUACAGCUCUCAAGCGACAGCAGUUCUGGGGACGAAUCACCCGAGACUCCCCUCCUAGGCUAUGCACCAGCAUCCUUCCGUAUCAAAGCGAUAUCACAGCCUUCGUCAUCGAAGGCGACUAG